ACAAUGGGGAAGAAGCGAGGACGGGAGUCUGCAGCAGCUGCUGCUGCAGCUGCUGCUGCAGCUGCUUCCCCUGCAGCAACAGCGGAAGCAGCUGCUGCUGCCGCCAAAGCUCCCCUGGGCUUGCUGCAACGUAAACUGCAGCGGCUGAUGCCAUCGAGCGCCUCAGCAGCAGCGGCUAUUGCCGCUGCUCCGAACAUGACGCUCCCCGUGCAAGGACCACAUGGACAGUGGAUAGCACCGAGUGCGCAGCAGCAAGUGCAGCAAUUGCAGCAAGUGCAGCAAGAGCAGCAAGUGCAGCAAGUGCAGCAGCAAGAGUUGACUGGACGCCGUCAGAAGGUUAGGGGGAGCUCGAAAUCCGCAGAAGAGGUUCAGUCCCCUGCUGCGUGGAGGCGCAGCAGUACCAGCGCGAAGGCUGUUCGCAGUUGCGGCAGCGGCAGCAAGGGGCGUGACAAGGAGGGUGCGAUAAGUGCAGAGGCAUGGGCUCUAGUUCGAGGCUGCAAGACGCUGCAGCAGAGGAAGCAAGAAAUGGCGGCAGCAGCAGUGCGUAUCAUGUCUGCCCCGGAGCGAGCUGCCGAGGAUCUCGAUAUUUUGUUUGCCUUCUGCAGUCAGGCGCGAUCAGCAGCAGAAGCAGCGGGGGUAGCGUGUGGAGGCGCGAGGACGGAGCAGCAGCAGCCGCAGCAGCAGGAGCAGCAGCAGAGGCGCCUGCUGCGACUCCGUGAGUUGCUGCAGACUCGGCAGCUCGCGAUUCUGUCGCUUGCCGCAGUUCUGCGUGACACUCUACCCAGACAUAAGUUGACGGCAGCAGCUGCUGCAGAGACAGCAGCCGCCGCAGCAGCAGAAGCUGCCAAAAGCGGCAACAAGAAUGCUGCUCUGAAGGCUUUUCGCCUUUCCAAAGACGUGGAGAGGCAGCAGCAACACGAGCAGCAGCACAUUCGCACGUACCGCCGAUUCGUGGCGCUCUUGCAGCACGAGCUAAAGCCUCUGUUGCAGAGCAGGCUUGCAGGCAGGCUCGACUGUCUCGCCAUGGAGCUGCCUCCUGCUGCAGCAGCGGCACGAGCAGCAGCAGAAGUUGUUGGCGUGAUACCUAUCUUCAACGAAUCGGAUACGUCUUUGCUGCAGCUCGCCGUGCAGGCUGCAGCAGCCGCCACUGCAGCGGCAGUGGAGCUGCAGGUGCAACAAGAACAAGAAGAACAAGAAAAACGCGAGCGAGAGCAAGAGCAACGUCGCGAGCACUUGCGGCUGCUUCAGGAAGCAAGUUCAAGCAUCACAGAGGCUUUGCAACACGUCGUUGCAGAGGACAGGAGUCUGCAGACAGCCGCAGUCGUGAUCGAGGUGUGCAUACAGCAGGCUACUACCAUAGGGCUGCAGCAACAGCCUCAGCGUCUCCAACGCCAACCGCAGUAUGCUCAGUAUGCGAGAAGCGCAGCAGCUGCGGCUCUGGUAGAUGUUGCAUUGAAGGUGGAUAUUCGGAGGAAAAGGCACGACGCCGAGGCUGAACAGCUCAAUAAAAACGUCGAUCACGCACUCCGUAGAGAUCUUCGUGCAAGGUAUACGGCAGCGUCGGUGCCCUCGCUGCUUGUACAGUUGGGUCCUGCAGCGGCUGCGGCUUGGGUGUUGGUGCCUCUGCUGCUCGCUUACAAGCUGCGGAGCGCUUUACAGACUGACUGCGUGUGGAUAGCGGAGGCUAUAGCCGCGCUGGCGUCUGCGGCGCUGCCACAGUUUGCCGCAGGGCAGCAGGGUAGUCGAGAAGCUGCAAGUCUAGCGGCUGCUUCGACUGCGUUGCUGCGGCAAGAGCAAAGCAGCGGGAUGUCUUUCUUCAGCGGCAGAUGCAGGAGCGGCAACGGUGCCGUCCUUGUAGACACAGGCUUUGCCUGCAAGCUUCUGCAUGCGUUGGAGCUGCUGCAGCAGACGCCGCAGCUGUGGGGUGGAGGACGGGCUGAGCCGCAGCUGCAGCGCAUGCAGCAGCACAAGCAGCUCGCUGCAGCAACCUCUCGAGGCGUUGCCGCUGUUCGCGUCGAGGAAGCUUUGGAGGGGAGCUUUGUUGGCAGCAGCAUCUGCAGCCAUAGCCACACAGGCAGCGCAGCGUGUGUGCAGUCCUUGCUAAAGCUGGGAGGCACACUGCUCGCCAACGCCACGCUUGCCGAUGCCUCUGUUGGUCGGCGUAUUGUUCAAAGGCUGCUGCGGCUGCUGCAGCAAAUGCCGCGUAUGAGCGAUGCGGUAACACCAGAAGGAGCAACAGGAGAGGGUGUCUCCUUCCACUCUGUGCUGCUGCUACUUACCGCCAGCUGCGAUCCCGCCACAAGCGACUUGGCCUUAGCCGCUCUGAGUCUUGCAGGCGCGCAGCAGCAGCCGCAGCAGAAGCGCAGGAAGCUGGAGCCUCAGCAGGAUCUGGCAGCCGCAGCGAGAACUGCAAGAGCUGUCUGCAACGUUUGUGCCACGGCAGACUGCACAGCCAUGGAUUUCUGCUGCUUUUCUGCCGCCGAUGAAGAGCAGAUGCUACAGCAGCUUUUUCUGAACGUUCCACCUCCUGCGCCUCUAAGGCACAACGCAAUCACAGCCGCUGGCGGGAAGAAGGCAACGGCUCGAGAAAACAAAUCCAGUUCUCCAGCGGCUCCCCCCGCGGCAAACAUAAAGGACGAGUCUACCGACAACAAGCACUGCGCAGCUGCCGUCCAGCAGCAAGAAAUCCGGAAGCAACUAGAGCAGCACCCACUCGCCAGACAUGAGCUGAAAAAGCAGCAGCAGCAGCAGAAGCCACAGCAGCAGCACCACGGAGAGCAAGUGCCGGACGGAGAAAGCGGUAGCUGCAAGAGGAGUGCCUCCUUCCGCAGACGCCAACGCAAACGCGCAGCAGCAGCAGCAGCAGCAGCAGCAGCCCCCUUCGCCACUGCAGCAGCAGAAGCUGGUGCUGCUGAGGGGAUCUCUUCUACAGUUGCAAUCUGUUCCCCCGCGUCGGCAGGUGCCUCUGCAGCCGAUAGUCUUUCUGGAGGAGUGCGACCAGCAGACGGUGAGGCAGAAGCGCUUGGCGAGGUAGCAGUAGUGGUCAGUGCGGCUGUCAUUGAAGCCUCCACAGCUGCUGCCGCUCUGCGAAGACGGGGAUUCUCUGUAAACGAAUUGGGUGCAGGAGCUGCACCUGAGAGCUCUGCAUGCGACAGCUCCGCGGCAGCCAAUAUUGAGGCAACGAAGGCUACUCGCGAUGCGGAGCAUACCGCUGCCCAUCCAUCAGUAGCACCUGCAACUACACAGUCAACGCCAGAGGCAGCGCGUACAGCACUAGAGGCACCUCAACCAGCAUCUGCGACUGCUCAGUCAACGCCAGAGGCAGCGCGUGCAGCACCAGAGGCGCCUCAGCCAGCAUCUGCGACUGCUCAGUCGAUGACAGAGGCAGCGCAUGCAGCACCAGAAGCGCCUCAGCCAGCAUCUUCGACCGCUCAGUCGAUGACAGAGGCAGCGUAUGCAGCACCAGAGGCGCCUCAGCCAGCAAUUGAGGCACCUCAGCCAGCAUCUUCGACUGCUCAGUCGAUGACAGAGUCAACGGCAGAGGCACCUACACCAGCACCCGAAGCACCGCAUGCAGCACCAGAGGCACCUCAGCCAGCAUCUUCGACUGCUCAAUUAACGCCAGAGGCAGCGCAUGCAGCACUUGAGGCACCUCAGCCAGCAAUUGAGGCACCUCAGCCAGCAUCUUCGACUGCUCAGUCGAUGACAGAGGCAACGCAGUCAACGGCAGAGGCACCUACACCAGCACCCGAAGCACCGCAUGCAGCACCAGAGGCACCUCAGCCAGCAUCUUCUACUGCUCAAUUAACGCCAGAGGCAGCGCAUGCAGCACCAGAGGCACUUCAGUCAGCAUCUUCGACUGCUCAAUUAACGCCAGAAUCAGCGCAUGCAGCACUUGGGGCACCUUAG
Cyclospora cayetanensis is the source of this 3909-nucleotide messenger RNA. RefSeq lists its product as uncharacterized. Lineage: Eukaryota; Apicomplexa; Conoidasida; Eucoccidiorida; Eimeriidae. The coding region runs from base 4 to 3909 and encodes 1301 amino acids. The transcript has 9 exons. Gene Ontology annotation, cellular component: nucleolus. The record is from RefSeq and is a predicted model, not a curated record. Gene Ontology annotation, biological process: DNA replication initiation. Gene Ontology annotation, molecular function: chromatin binding.